AUGUUGCAGAGGGGCCACCAGGCCACCAAGGGCACCGUUGAAAGGAAGAAAGACACCGUCACUCCCUGGCCCUUCUUGGACAAAUCUCUGGACAAAGAGAGUGCCUGGACGCCUUCAUCGUCGCCUUGA
This is a messenger RNA of Ectocarpus siliculosus, 129 nucleotides long. Lineage: Eukaryota; Phaeophyceae; Ectocarpales; Ectocarpaceae. The record is from the annotation of a GenBank genome assembly.